This is a messenger RNA of Cyanidioschyzon merolae strain 10D, 2376 nucleotides long. RefSeq names its product probable protein phosphatase 2A regulatory subunit. Lineage: Eukaryota; Rhodophyta; Bangiophyceae; Cyanidiales; Cyanidiaceae. The transcript has a single exon. Gene Ontology annotation, cellular component: protein phosphatase type 2A complex. Gene Ontology annotation, molecular function: calcium ion binding; protein phosphatase regulator activity. Bases 1 to 2376 code for a protein of 791 amino acids. The record is from RefSeq and is a predicted model, not a curated record. Gene Ontology annotation, biological process: protein dephosphorylation.
AUGUCCUCUGAGCAGACCAUAGAGUCUGGUAUAGAGGUUACAGCUGUGUUUGUUACCGGGGGCGACGAGUCCGGUGUGCACGCGAUUUCCGGCACCAUGGACGCACCAAAACUGCUGGUGACGCUAUCGGCCACGGAUAUUGCGCUAGAGCCGAAACGGCACUUAGAGUACCUCUUUAUGCGUUGGUUGUUUCUCCCGGAAACGCUCGCUUGGUUGGAGCAGGUCCUGGGGAAACUGGACGUCACGGGAAGGGUGACCGACGAAGAUCUUGUGACUGCUGGUUCACCGAAGCCUACCAUGCUCCGCCAGGAACGACUUUCGAGCCCGACAGCUUCGUGUAAUGCUGCAUCGCACGGGGCAACCGCAAAGCGUCCGACGAAUGCCGAUACCAUUACGCCAAACUCCCCGGCCGGAGCGGCGCGCAGCGCCUUCUAUCGCAUCUUGAGCCAAACUCCGGGCUCGCCCGCUGGUGGCGAAGCACGCGUUGCAAGGCAAGGCCGUUCACGGAGUAGCUCCACAGAGGAAGCUUCUUUGACGUCGAGCCCACAGUCGCCAGUAUCACAUUUCAUCAGAAAGUAUGAGGUUUUUAGGAUCUGGUCCGAAGUUGAGGAUAGCGAUGCGGCGAUGGCACAUGGUCAAUCCGAUACCGAGGAGCGUUGCCAUGAGAUCGCAUCAUAUAUGGACUCGGGAGUAGGCCACGAUGGCUCUUCGACUGAGAAUGGAGCAUCGUUCUCGCCACCAUUACCUGCAUGUGAGGAGACAGCACACCAGCGAAAUGCGCUCCAUUCAGGAGGUCUGAACAAGCGUUCAGCGGUGAAUGCGCUCUUUGUACCAUCAGAGUGCGCAUUCGCAAAGGCGGAGACGAUCCCGCGCUUCUACUAUCCAGAUGGGCGCGCGCACGAACACGUCAUCCGGGCUGCAGAAGAACAACAGGCCAUACAGGCCGCUUUUGAUUGCCAAGACGGAGCACUGAGCCAGCGCGAGGUCGUUGAACUCAUUAUGGACAUUGUCGGGUUGCCGAGCUUUGUCUCGCUGGUCAUUUUCGAGCGCUUGCUCCAACGCCAACAGCACUUCGAAACGUCCAACGUAGCUUCGGAGGUAGAAGGUACGAACAAGAAGGGCGCAAAGGAGAUCAGCAUCCCGGGGGCAACGGGUGAGCGUAUCCAUCAGUCCAUAUUCUUGCAAUGGUAUGUUGAGGACUGUGCCGGCUACGAUCGACACGCUCGCCUCUUCCACGCACUCCAACGCUCCCGUGACUAUCACGCAUCGGUUCCGAACGAGGAGCGUACGGAGAGCGACGCUCACAGCGUAUCCUCACCAAGAAGCAGCAUCUCGCCCAGGUCUGCAGCAGCUUCAUGGACAUCGAAUCGGCGGAAUCUCGACGGGCAACGGGAUCGAGCCGACCGACAAGCACAUGAGCGCCGAUACCUUGUUGGUUCCGACUUUCGACCCUUCAUUGAUGCGCUGCUGGCGACGCAUCCCGGCUUACAGUUUCUGCAGUCCACCCCAGAGUUCCAGCAUCGCUACGCUGAGACAGUCAUCGAACGGAUAUUCUACUAUCUGAACCGGCCGAAUGGGCAGGCGUAUCUGUCGGAUAUCCGCCGACAUCGUCUCUUGGACAUUUUUCGAAGCGUCGACGAACAAGAGGACAUCAACCAGGAGCGUAGUUGUUUCAGCUACGAGCAUUUCUACGUGAUUUACUGUCGAUUCUGGGAAUUGGACACAGAUCAUGAUCUCAUGAUCGACCGCGAGGAUCUGCUGCGCUACAACGGGCACGCCCUGACCUACCGGAUCAUUGACUGUAUCUUUAGUGGACGAGGAAGGCCUCUCGACUGCGCACGCCCAGGCUACAUGAGCUAUACGGAUUUCAUCUGGUUUAUCCUCAGCGAGGAAGACAAGAAUUCAGAGACGGCCUUGGAUUAUUGGUUUCGCUGCAUUGAUGCGGACGGCGAUGGAAAGAUCACCCUGUACGAUGUUGAUUGGCUCUAUUCAGAACAACUGCAUCGAAUGGAGUGUCUGGGGCACGAACCAGUUGCAUUUGAGGAUAUUCUCUGUCAGUUGCUGGACAUGAUCAGCAAGGAUCUUGAUCCACCGGUGAUCACGCGUUCAGCUUUACGAUCCAGUCGCAUGCAGAGCCAUUUCUUCAAUAUCCUGUUCAACUUGAACAAGUUCAUCGCGAUCGAAAGUCGAGAUCCAUCACUCUUGAGACAGGAGCGGGCAGUCCCCGACCUAACGGACUGGGAUCGCUUCGCAGCACUCGAAUAUCUGCGUCUCUCGGCGGAGGACGACGAAGCCAACAUGGAUGCGUGGAGCGCCUCCGACUUGGAAGGCAUGUACGCCGUCUCGUCCCUAUCGGGUGCAGAAUCUCCAUUUUGA